Messenger RNA from Ustilaginoidea virens, 786 nucleotides. RefSeq lists its product as uncharacterized. The transcript is spliced from 2 exons. The record is from RefSeq and is a predicted model, not a curated record. The coding region runs from base 1 to 786 and encodes 261 amino acids. Lineage: Eukaryota; Fungi; Ascomycota; Sordariomycetes; Hypocreales; Clavicipitaceae.
AUGCGCCCAGCAACCGUCAUCUUCGCACUGGCCGUCUCCGUCAAGGCUGCGCCCACUUCACCUCACCUGGCUCUCGAGGCCAAUCCCGUGGAUGCCCUGGAUAAUCUGUCCGGAUAUUUCAAUCUCGUCGCGGUCAAGGUACAAGCGGCCAAGACCCUGGCUUCAGCUCCCUCGUGUGAUCUGUCCAGAGCUCGCAUGCCCACCCUAGGUCUCAAUGCGCUUCCCUCCCCAGAUCGAGGCCUCACCGUACGCCAUGUGGCUGUCGGGCGCGGAACGCAGAAUUACACAUGCGAAGCAAAUAACCCAGAGGCUUCUCCAAAAGCUGCUGGUGCCAUGGCGACGCUCUUCAACGCUACUUGCGUCGCCGCCGUUUACCCCGAUAUCUUGUCCAGAAUUCCCGGCAUGGCAGUUCACUUUGACCUGGAAGAGUCUGAGAAACUCGGUCCCACCGGCAUGACCAAGUCUGGUGUGCACUAUUUUUUGGACAGCUCAACACCGUUCUUCAACCUAGAUACCCCCGCCCAAGACAUCGGUCAAGUUCACGCUGCCAAAAACAGCUCUUCAAACGCCCCGUCUACCGCUGCCGUGGGCCAGCUUCACGAGAAGGCCGUGGCCUGGCUUCGACUCACUUCCAAACACGGCACGACCGGGGACAUCAAGGAAGUUUAUCGCGUUGACACGGCUGGCGGUUCUGCACCAGCGAGUUGCAAGGGUAUGCCCUCGAGAUUUGAGGUCCAAUACGCAGCAGUGUAUUGGUUCUGGCAAGGCAGCAACAGCAGCUCAUGA